AUGGCAACCGUAGUGAUUCUCCGCAAAAACUAUUUACUGAUUCGAUUAGCAUCUUUAAUAUCGUAUAGAAAUCAAUCUACAAAACUUAAAAAUUCAUCGUGGAUUUAUCAUCACAAUUGGUUCACAGUCGCUACCAGUAAAUUAAUACAUAGAAAUGCUCUUUCUACGCAACCGGAUAAAGACAUAAAACCGAACUAUUCCUUUAAAACUGUUAAUUAUUUGAUUAGUACUGGUAUUAAUAUCGCAAUUUUAGAGAAAUCAUGUAGUUCACUGCUAAGCUAUGAUGUAAACCAAGUACGAAAUAAUUUUACAUGUUUAAAAAAUCUUGGUAUUAGCACUGCCGACUUGAUUUCAACUAUUGAAUCAACCCCUUGGUUAUUAACACUUGGAGAAAACAGAUUAAAAAGGAGCAUCCAAUUUUGGCAAGAUUUUGGACUUUAUGAAGAAAAUCUAAAUAAUAUGAUUAUCAAAGCACCUCAGAUACUAUUACAAGGCAUAGAGACUGAAAUUAAACCGAAAUUAAAUAUUUUACUAUCACUAAUAAAACAAAGGCGGGUCAUAAUUCAUUUAAUUCAAUUACAGCCUUCGCUGUUUAGUUUUACAUUAUCAGACGUAGAAAUGAGAAUAGAUUGGCUAGCUAGUUUAGGAUUUAAAGAGCAUGAUAUUGGCUCCAUCAUUAGAAGAUUACCUAGCUUUCUAAUUAAAAAUUUCGACACUAUACAAAGUUCUGUCGAGUGGCUAAGAUCUGAUGAUUACAGCUAUAAAGAAAUUAGGGCAAUCAUUAACGAAUAUCCUGGCAUACUCCGACGUGAUGUUCAAGUCAUGAAAGAUACCAAAACCUUUAUUUUGAAAACUGGUUAUACCGAUGAAGAAUUUAAGUCUCUUAUACUAACUUUUCCGACUUUAUUAAGUUUCAGUCUUUCGUCUCUGCAAGAUAGAUUUCAAUUUGCUCACGAUACCCUCAAAUGCAGUUUGGACGAAAUUAAAGAAACACCUGCUAUAUUUACAUGCAACUUUAAUAAGAUAAAAUUACGUUAUCAAUUUUUGCAAUCAGUCGGUAGAAGUGAUGAAGUUAUACUAAAACAACUUAUUUUAGCUAGUGAUAGACGAUUCGUUAGACAGGAAGCUGAAAGCAACAUGAGCAUUUUCCUCACCUUUUUACGAAAUCAUUAA
Trichoplax adhaerens is the source of this 1173-nucleotide messenger RNA. RefSeq lists its product as uncharacterized. Gene Ontology annotation, biological process: regulation of DNA-templated transcription; mitochondrial ribosome assembly. The coding region runs from base 1 to 1173 and encodes 390 amino acids. The transcript has a single exon. Lineage: Eukaryota; Metazoa; Placozoa; Uniplacotomia; Trichoplacea; Trichoplacidae. Gene Ontology annotation, cellular component: mitochondrion. The record is from RefSeq and is a predicted model, not a curated record. Gene Ontology annotation, molecular function: double-stranded DNA binding.